AUGAUUAAAAUACAAAAUAUUGUAGUUUUAGUAAUUUUAUUGUUUUUUGGAGAAAUUAAUGUUGAUAAAUUCCAAAUGUGUGACCGACAAAAUUGCGUACUUCCCAACUUUAUGGAGUGGAAUCCCGUAUAUAUAACUAAUAUUUCUUCGAUUCCAACUCAAGGAGGUAUCAUUACAGUAAAAGGUGUAUCACUUCUAUCAUCACCACCAGGAAUUACUCAGAUCUAUUUUAAUACCAGUGUAUUUCUAUUUGAAAGUAAUACAAAUUCAGAAGGAACUGAUAUCAAUUUCAAUGUUGGUCAAAACAUUACCUCUUUAUUCUCUGGUCAAAAUAUUCCAAUUUCUUUCAUAAUAAGAGAAACCCAAACACUCUCUUUUUCUCCAUAUAUUUAUGAUACUAUUUUUUUUUCAUUUCAAGGACCAACAAUUUCAUCAGUUGUAUAUAAUAGAGAGACCAAUCAAAUUACGAUGACCGGAACAAAUUUUGGAGUAAAUGGAAUUCCUUUGACAUUGACUUCGAAUGGUGGAAAUUUACAGCCUACCCUUUUAAUUGAUAAUACUGUUAUUGUUUCAAAUGUGAAUGCUCAAAACUAUUCAUUCUCUGGUGAUUUCCAAUAUGUUUUGAAUGUUGGUUCUCCAAAUCCAAAUUCAGCAACCUAUACUCAACAACUAUAUCCAGUUGUAACAUCAGUAACCUCUACUUCAUCAUCUGGUGGAACCAUUUCAAUUUAUGGAUAUAGAUUGAAUCUUUUCAAACCAAAAGAAACUAUUUCACAAGUUUCAAUCCUUGUUGGAGGUUAUUCAUGUACUGUAUUGACAUUGAAUGAUCCAAAAAAUUCAUUUAUUGAAUGUUCAAUGCCAGCAAUUCCAAGUGGUUCAAAUAAUUAUAAUUUAUCAGUGGUUGUUAACAUUAAUGGAAAGCAUUCCAAUAGUGAUAUAUUAUUCUCUGCCGAUCUUUCAAAUGUCCAAGAAGUAUCACAAGAUGGUGGAAAUACAAUUAUUAUCGGUUCAUCAUUUGGUAAUGAUACAAAAUCAAUUGUCCUACAUUUCAAUGGUAGUACUCCAAUGUCACCGAUCUCCGUUUCCAACUCGAUGUUAACAUUUAAAUUUCGAACAAACACACCAUCUGGUAUAUACAGUGGAAACACACUGACUAAAUUCAACACAUCACCAACUGUUCCAUUUAAGAUAACAAUUCAACCAUACAUCACAUCAAUAACAUCACCACCAACACAAGGUGGAAUUGUAACAAUCAGUGGUCAAUAUAUGACUUCCAACAUCCAAGGAAAUGAGAAUAUCACUGUGAUUAUUUAUGAUACCAAAUCUAAUCUUAACACUCCAUGUUCCAAUGCAACGAGAUUGAACAGUACCAGUGUGACCUGUAUUGCACCACAAAGAAGUGGGACAUCCGCUUAUUUGCAACUUCAAUUGAAUGGUAUCAGUUCAACAGUAAUGAGUGGAUUGAAUAUGGUCUACCAAUCACCUAAAAUAAUAUCUACAACUUCAGAAUCACCAUACAAUAGUGGAAUGAUAAGCAUCUAUCAAACUAAUUCCUCUUGGGGACUCGUAGUUGUUGGCAUUGUUAACAAAUAUAAUGGAGUUCGUCCGUCACACUGCUACAAAUUAGAAUCAAAAGACACAAUUGAAAUUACCAUCAAUGACUUCGAUUUUAGUAGACAACAAGAAGUCAUUAUUAUACAGUUAACUGCAAUAAUUUAUUUUGGAUCUAUCUAUUUAGGUCUAGUUUUUUAUAAUAGAUCAGGUAGUCCAUCUAUUUAA
This is a messenger RNA of Heterostelium album PN500, 1779 nucleotides long. RefSeq names its product putative cell surface glycoprotein (gene tgrS1). Lineage: Eukaryota; Evosea; Eumycetozoa; Acytosteliales; Acytosteliaceae. Bases 1 to 1779 code for a protein of 592 amino acids. The transcript has 6 exons. The record is from RefSeq and is a predicted model, not a curated record.